AUGCGCGCAGUGGGGGCGUGCGUGUGGGCUCGGCGGAAUGUUCGCGAAAGUUGGCGAACACUCGCGUCUGUUCGAAAUGGUCUCCGUGAGUUCGGGAAGAAAGCCUGCUUCCUAGAUAAUCGUGCUCACGACGUUCAACCUCCAUUAAGAUCCACGAAGCAAUUCCACCGGAGAACAAGCAAAGAGCAGCAGCAAUUCACCAUGGGCAAAGACUACUACAAGAUACUGGGAGUGGGUCGUACGGCGACGGACGACGAACUCAAGAAGGCCUAUCGAAAGAUGGCCCUAAAGUAUCACCCCGACAAGAACAGUGAUCCAGGCGCAGAGGAGAAGUUCAAGGAGAUAGCCGAGGCCUACGAGGUCCUCUCUGAUUCUCAAAAGCGUCACAUAUUUGACCAAUACGGUGAAGAAGGACUAAAGUCAAAGGGAGGACCAAGUAGUGGUGCUGGCAGCUACACCUUCCAGGGAGACCCGCACAGGAUAUUCGAGCAAUUCUUUGGUGGGAGAGACCCGUUCAGUGCCUUUGGGAAUGGGUUCAGCAGCGGUGCAUUUCAGUUUGGAGGGCCCUCGAUGGGCCAGGCUUUUCAAUUUGGAGGCCAGGAGGGGAUGGAUUUCACUCCUAACGGCAGCAAUCCCUUCAUGAGUGGGUUUGCUGGGCCAAAGCGGCCGCGGGCACCACAGCAAGACCCACCCAUUGAGUACCCACUGUGUGUGACUCUGGAGGAGCUAUUUACUGGGUGCACCAAGAAGAUGAAGAUCUCAAGGAGAGUUCUGAAUCCUGACGGCACCACCACAAGCCAGGCCAAGGUACUGUCGAUUGACAUCAAGCCUGGUUGGAAGGCAGGUACAAAGAUAACCUACCCAAAGGAGGGCGACCAGGCAGUUGGUAGAACACCUGCAGAUGUGGCGUUUAUCAUCCAGGAAAAGCCUCAUUUGAACUUUGCUCGGGUUGGCAACGACUUGCAGUACACGGCCAACAUCUCACUGAACCACGCCCUCUGUGGGGGAUCAAUCGAAGUCCCUACCAUUGAGGGAGGGGUUGUUUCACUCCCGCUCACUAAAGUGGUCAAUCCUGAUACUCGCAAGAUAAUCCCUGGGCACGGAAUGCCGUUCUCGAAAGAACCGGACAAGAGAGGGGACCUAAUUGUCAAUUUCAAUAUUCACUUCCCUCAGCAACUUUCAUCGCAGACCAGGAGCCAACUCACCAAACUAUUACCUGUUGCUUGUGCAUCACAUUGCUAGGUGUUUUUUGUGUUCAGUUUUGUGUUCUUUAUGUUGUACUAUCGUGCAGUGUAGAACUGUCACCUUUCUAUCCAGUCUAUUCGAUAACGUCCGUGGCAAACUUUGCUCGUGUAAAAACAGACA
Molecule: messenger RNA, 1365 nt
Organism: Geodia barretti
Lineage: Eukaryota; Metazoa; Porifera; Demospongiae; Tetractinellida; Geodiidae
Source: the annotation of a GenBank genome assembly